CGCCUCCAUGUCGGGCCCACUCCCCCUCCCAGGACUGGUCCCACGACGCCUCGCGGCGCGCGAAACUCACUCGGCCACGAGCACCUCCGGUCGUGGCCGCCGUCGUUCCGCUUCCCUAAACCUAACGGCGGCUGGGGGCCAUCUCCGCUUCCCCUAACCCCUCAUCUCCUCCCUGCCGCCAAGAAGAAGAAGAAGACCAGAGGCUCUAGCGAUGCGGACCAGGGGCCAGACCCGCGGCGAGCCCAAACCCCCACCCGCUUCGUCCCCCGCCUCCUCAGGGAGAGGUGGAGCGGAGGAGGUUGCGGCCGGCGGCGCCAAUAAUCGCCGGAGAGCUUCGCCCGCCGCGAAAGGGAAAUCCCCCGCCACCAAUGCGAGACUGCAAAUGCCGGUUGCUGGGCAGGUGGAAUUGGAAUCCUCAUUGGGGAUCAAACGCAAAAAAGGUAAAGUCAAUACCGAACGGAAUGAUGAUACUGGUAAGAAAAGGUGCAGCGUGGGGAGUUCUGAAAAGAAAAAACUGGAGGAAAAAGAGCCGGAGGCAAUUGGUGAUAAUGAUGCUGCUGGCAUGGAAUGGGAGGAUGGGCAUGUCUCUCCGGUGGAAUGCAAAGAGGGUUAUUCCCAUGAUCUUGGUGAGACGGUCACUGUUGAGUUCACUGAUGUACCUUCAUCAACUGAAAAGAAGAGUGUUCGAAGGCAUACUGCUGAAGAGAAGGAGUUGGCUGAACUCAUGCACAAGGUCCAUUUACUUUGCCUGCUAGCAAGGGGUAGGGUAAUUGACAAGGCCUGCAAUGAUCCUCUUAUUCAGGCUUCAGUUCUAUCUGUUUUACCACAGCACUUACUGUGGAAUGGCGUAGACACUCUGAAACUGGACGCUAAUAAAUUACGUAGUCUUGUGAACUGGUUCCAUCGUACUUUCUGUAUAAUUGCACGAUCUGCUGACAAGGGGUCUUUUGAAUCAAAUAUGGCUUUCGCUCUUCAAAGUCAUGAAGGCACUGCUGAAGAGGUCUGUGCACUAUCAGUGGCACUGUUUAGGGCACUCAACUUGACAGCUAGGUUUGUUACAAAUAUGGAUGUUGUUGGACUCAAGCCUGAUGCUAAAGCAAUGGGGACACCAAAUCAAGAUGGAACUAGGCUUUCUACAAGGGCACUACCAUGUAGUCCUGUUGCUGCAGGCCAUAAUGAGUUUAAUACUCUUUCUCCGGCUCGAUUAGAAGUUAAUACGGAACAUAGAUUCAGUAGGGCUAAGCAACGAGGUGAUCUUGGAAAUUUGAAAAGAACAUCAGCUUGCAAGAGUUUGUCUAAAAACUUGUCAAAUUGCAAGGCAGAUCAAUAUGCAUCAACAUCGAAAGAUGAAUCAUCCAGCAGUCCAAAUUCAUUCACAUCCAGUAAUGCUGAAAUACCAAAAAGGAAAGGGGAUGUGGAAUUUGAGUUGCAACUGCAAAUGGCCCUUUCAGCCACUGGAGCUGAAAUUCAGGAAAUGCUAGCUGCCACAUCCAGUCAGUCAAUUGGCACCCUACUAGAUUAUACACCGCUGAAGAAAUUACGUAAAAAUGCAGAAGUUGCGUCCAACUCAAGCGCAGUUUGGUCGAGAAGUGGACCGCCAUUAUAUUGGGCCGAGGUAUACUGCGGUGGCCAGACAUUGACUGGAAAAUGGGUGCAUGUUGAUGUUGUAAAUGAUAUUAUUGACGGUGAAAGAAAAGUAGAAGCUGCUUCUGCUGUUUGCAGGAAGCCUUUGAGAUACGUUGUUGCCUUUGCUGGAGGUGGUGCUAAAGAUGUGACUAGAAGUCUGAACCGAAUGACUUGGAGCACUGUAUUGCUAGUUCAGGGACAGAGCCAGAAAUAUAUGUUUCAGGUGACCAAGGUAGUAAUAUUUGUGCACCUAUCAAACAGGCCUUCUGUACUAUUUUCAUGUGCUAGCAGAUAUCUAGCUCUGUCACUGGCGUUCUUGACUAAGGAAAUUCUUGUUAUAGGGUGGGGUUUUGGAGAGAGGUAUUGCUUGCAGUGGCACAGAAUUGUCCAGGGAAGAGUGAAUCCAGAGUGGUGGGAGAAAGUUUUGGCACCACUAGAGCAGCUCGAAUUGGCAGCAACUAAUGACUCUGAAGAUAUGGAACUUCAGACCAGGGCCCUAACAGAGCCUCUUCCUACCAAUCAACAGGCUUACAGAGACCACCACCUAUAUGCUCUUGAGAAGUGGCUGCACAAGAACCAGGUUCUUCAUCCCAAGGGUCCAGUGCUUGGCUUCUGUAAGGGGCAUCCUGUUUAUCCUAGAUCUUGUGUUCAAACACUGCAAUCAAGACACGGAUGGUUGACGGAGGGUCUGCAAGUCAGAGAAAACGAGUCGCCUGCAAAGAUUGUCACACGACCAAAGAGGAUUUUCAACUCCCAGUCGCGUGAAUCCAAUAGCAAUGAAGAUGAACUUCAGGCAACCACGGAAUUAUAUGGUAAAUGGCAACUCAAACCCCUACAACUUCCUGGUGCUGUAAAUGGCAUUGUUCCUAAGAAUGAGCGUGGCCAAGUUGAUGUAUGGUCAGAGAAGUGCCUUCCACCCGGUACCGUACACUUGAGUAAACCAAGAAUAUUCCAGGUUGCAAAGAGGCUUGGAAUCGACUAUGCUCCUGCCAUGAUUGGAUUUGAUUACCGAAGCGGUCGGUGUGCUCCAGUUUAUGACGGAAUUGUUGUAUGUGCCGAAUUUAAAAAUGCCAUUUUGGAGGCGUACAAAGAAGAAGAGGAACGGAGACAGGCUGCGGAAAGGAAGCAGGAGGAAGCUCAGGCUCUGUCUAGGUGGUAUCAGCUGCUCUGUUCUAUUGUAACGAGACAACGGUUGAAAGAGUCCUACAACGCGCGCUCAGCAGCGCUUGCGCCAGAGAGACCAGCUAAAGUUGAUAAUCCCCAGAAAAGCACCAGUGAUAGUCGAUGCUCCGGAGCGACCACGCCCAAUAAUCAUCCACGUGCGGAUCGGCUGCCAGAUCCUCGUUUCUCUGCUCAUGACCAUGAGCAUGAGUUUCCUGAGGAAGACCAGAGCUUCGACGAAGAGACGUUUGUGCGGACGAAACGCUGCCCGUGUGGUUUUUCCUUCCAAGUUGAGGAAUUGUAGUAACUUGUACUGGAAAUGUAGUACUAAUUCGACUGCCUAGCGUAGGGAGCCUCUUCAUUUGAUCAAAUUUCUCAGUACAAAACUUUGCUGCAUUUAUUUCAUCCACUGAGAAAGAAAGAAAGAAUUUGAAUGCUCAGCAAGGGGGGAAUGAUGCAGCAGACAUGAAACAUGAGUACUUUGCAACCA
Molecule: messenger RNA, 3277 nt
Organism: Triticum aestivum (bread wheat)
Lineage: Eukaryota; Viridiplantae; Streptophyta; Magnoliopsida; Poales; Poaceae
Product: DNA repair protein RAD4
Exons: 15
Coding region: 212-3091 (959 amino acids)
Biological process (GO): nucleotide-excision repair; mismatch repair
Cellular component (GO): cytoplasm; nucleus; XPC complex
Molecular function (GO): single-stranded DNA binding; damaged DNA binding
Source: RefSeq, a predicted model, not a curated record